Messenger RNA from Myotis davidii, 980 nucleotides. RefSeq names its product guanylate cyclase activator 1A (gene GUCA1A). Gene Ontology annotation, molecular function: calcium sensitive guanylate cyclase activator activity; calcium ion binding. The record is from RefSeq and is a predicted model, not a curated record. Gene Ontology annotation, biological process: visual perception; positive regulation of guanylate cyclase activity. Gene Ontology annotation, cellular component: photoreceptor inner segment; cone photoreceptor outer segment. Lineage: Eukaryota; Metazoa; Chordata; Mammalia; Chiroptera; Vespertilionidae. Bases 300 to 980 code for a protein of 226 amino acids. The transcript is spliced from 5 exons.
UCUAUUUUCACUCCUCUCCCCCGGGAGCAGCCGGCAAGGACUUCGUGGGGCUUGUAACCGGUUCUCUGGCAUCUCCCGGAUUGGGUGUAGGCUUGCUCAGCCCCAUCACCUUCGCUCUCCUGCUCACCUCCUCCCGACAUUUCCCUGAACCGGCUCAUCAGCUCCUUCCUCGCUCAGAUCUGCAGCACUCGGCCUGUGAGCCAGGAGGGCCCAGUUCUGAAAAGCCAAGCCGCCCGGCGCAGGGCGAGUGGGGCGCAGGGCUGGUCCAUCUCAGGCGUCCGCCUCCGCAGGCCUGGGCGAUGGGCAACGUGAUGGAGGGUAAGUCGGUGGAAGAGCUGAGCAGCACCGAGUGCCACCAGUGGUACAAGAAGUUCAUGACCGAGUGCCCCUCGGGCCAGCUCACCCUCUACGAGUUCCGCCAGUUCUUCGGCCUCAAGAACCUGAGCCCGGCGACCAGCCAGUAUGUGGAGCAGAUGUUUGAGACCUUUGACUUCAACAAAGACGGCUACAUCGACUUCAUGGAGUACGUGGCGGCGCUCAGCCUGGUCCUCAAGGGGAAGGUGGAACAGAAGCUGCGCUGGUACUUCAAGCUCUACGACGUGGAUGGCAACGGAUGCAUCGACCGCGACGAGCUGCUCACCAUCAUCCGGGCCAUCCGAACCAUUAACCCCUGCAGCGACUCGACCAUGAGUGCGGAGGAGUUCACCGACACGGUGUUCUCCAGGAUCGAUGUCAACGGGGAUGGGGAGCUGUCCCUGGAGGAGUUCAUGGAGGGCGUCCAGAAGGACCGGAUGCUCCUGGACACGCUGACGCGGAGCCUGGACCUCACCAGCAUUGUGCGCAGGCUCCAGAACGGGGAGCAGGACCAGGAGGGGGCCGGGGGCGGGGCGAUAGUCUACCGAACUCGGGGCUCAGCUCCCCGCGCUGGCUGCACGGUGGUAGCACAGGCCAGGGUGGGGGUCCGGAGGUGGGGACGGUGA